Molecule: messenger RNA, 1181 nt
Organism: Xiphias gladius (swordfish)
Lineage: Eukaryota; Metazoa; Chordata; Actinopteri; Istiophoriformes; Xiphiidae
Product: regulator of G-protein signaling 9-binding protein
Exons: 5
Coding region: 123-845 (240 amino acids)
Biological process (GO): G protein-coupled receptor signaling pathway
Cellular component (GO): neuron projection
Source: RefSeq, a predicted model, not a curated record
CACAGAUCUUGACCGUUGUACUUCGUCAUUCUCAUGCUCCAGUUCUGCUUUUAAAUGAUCCGAUUCACAAAUGAAAGAAACUAAUUUUUCAUCAUCAGUGGCCUCAGGUGGGUGAUGACAUCAUGAGUCGGUGGCGUCGUUCGGUGGACGAGCUGGCGGCACGGAACCGGCAGCAGGGCGAGUGCGAGCGUGCUCAGGAGGCUCUCAGUCGGGUCACUUCCUGUUUCCAGCAGCUGGCUGCAUCACUCGGCAGCUCGGCGGACUGCAGCUUCCUGCGAGAUGAGAUGGACGAGACGAGAGUGCUCGCUCACCGGAUCUGCAACGGUCUGUCCCGCCGUCUGAUGCGUCUGCUGUCAGACUGUGACUCCACCCCCUCAGGUGUUGAGGACAGACGGGUGUCAGAGCGUCUGUGGGUUCUCUUCCUGUCAGUUUUGGAGAACUUCCUGUCUGACCUCCGUAGGGCGAGCGAUCUGAUUGGACAGUUCCCUCUGACGCAGUGCUACGACAGACGCUCAUUGGUCAACACAGGAUGUAUCGAUGGCGUGGUAGGUGUGGCAGCCCGGGUGGCUUUGGUGCAGGUGCCGUGGCUCACCCUGGAGGAAGAGCUGAGUCCUGAUCUGACCAAUCACCUUGCAGGACUGGAGGCCAUGCUAAGUGAGAUGCAGCUGAGGGUACCUGUCGCGUUCUGGUCGGUGGAAGCAACCCAGCCAGCCUGGGUCGAAGCUUGUGGUGGGCUAGACGAGCUGGAUGAUAGCCUGGAGGACCUGAUGGAGGUCGAGGUCGUCUCCAACAAGAUGGCCGCCUGUUGCCAGCCGCUGUGCUGCAGUCUGGGCUAUGUCGGUUAGAGGGGGGAGGACGGGGGAGUCACAGUUCAAGUUCACCGCUAACAUCAACAUGAUCUGAUCGGUGUGAACAUGAUGGAAGAAAAAAAGAUUUUCAUAGAAUCUGGAUUGAACUCACUAGACUCUGCUCGGAUAUAAAUGCUAAAUAAACUGAAAGAAUAUUAUCAAUUUUCAGAAGAAAGUUGGAAUAUUUUGAAAAGAAAGUUAGAAUUUUAUGAGAGAAAACCAUAAAAUCCUAUUUUUAUGAGAAAAGGCAGAUUAUUACAAGAGUUGCACUUUCACAAGAAAAAUCAUGUAAUAUAAGGAAAACCAUAAUUUCUGUAAUAAAGUCAUAAUUUA